AUGGGGGUCUCAGGGAAAUGGUUUAAAGCAUUGGUUGGUUUAAAGAAGUCUGAAAAGUCACAGUCUUUGGACAAGGAGGAAAAUAGGACAACUGCUAGCAAGUUCCGACAUAGGAGAAAGCAUUCGGUUGAGUUUGAUGCUGAUAAAUUUCAAGAGUUUAAUUCUCAUAAUGAUGUUGCACCUGUUGGUGAUGCCAAUAUUCGUUCUGUCCCAGAUGCUUCUGAAUCUCCAUCUGCUUCACUUCAAGUUCAGGAUAUAGCUCAUGAUCAGCAAAUUCUGAGAGAAGAUUGGGCUGCCACUCGCAUUCAGACAGCUUUCCGAGGGUUUCUGGCAAGAAGAGCUCUGCGAGCUUUGAAAGGAUUAGUGAGACUGCAAGCCCUUGUUCGGGGCCAUUCUGUGAGAAAACAAGCUGCAAUAACUCUUCGCUGCAUGCAAGCUUUGGUGAGAGUUCAGGCUCGUGUCCGUGCAAGGCGUGUUCGCAUAGCAUUGGAAAGUCAAACAGCUCAACAGAAACUUCAGCAACAACUAGCUAAUGAGGCUCGAGUUCGAGAGAUAGAGGAAGGAUGGUGUGAUAGUGUGGGAUCUGUUGAACAAAUUCAAGCCAAGUUGCUGAAGCGGCAGGAGGCUGCAGCUAAGCGUGAGAGAGCCAUGGCUUAUGCUCUGGCCCAUCAGUGGCAGGCUGGGUCAAGACUGCAGGCUGCUCCCUCUGGGUUUGAACCAGAUAAAAGCAGUUGGGGCUGGAACUGGUUGGAGAGAUGGAUGGCUGUUCGACCAUGGGAGAACCGCUUUCUUGACAUAAAUCUCAGAGAUGGAGUGAUGAUUCGUGAAGAUGAAACAGCUACUGAGGUCAAGAAUGGCAGCAAGUCCCUGUUAAAAACUAGUGCCAAGAAAGCAGUUGCCUCAAAUCUUCAAUCAACCAUUUCAAGUCAGAAAACAGGUCCAUCUCAUUCUGACUGUGGCAGCUCCUCACCUAGUAAGUCAGCAAGCAUGUUAGAGGCACCCAACACUCUCUUUUCUAAACCAAAGCCAAAGCCAGUUUUUGAAGACCUGGUUGAAGUAGCCAAAUCAAGACCUGCUAUUGCUACAAGAUCUCACAGCAACCCAAAGGAGAGAACCACCCAACUAGAUAAACAGGCAAAGAAGAGAUUGUCUAUGCCUAACAGUGGUGGAGGUACUGCUGCUCAGGCAGCUAGGCAUAGCAGAAAUGCUGUUAGAGAGACACCUAGCUCUCAGAAGCCCAUCAAGGAUAAAUCCAAGUUAAACGUGAAAGGAGAUUCCAACACCACAAAGUCUGUUGCACAGGCUGUUUGA
This is a messenger RNA of Dovyalis caffra, 1311 nucleotides long. The record is from the annotation of a GenBank genome assembly. NCBI's taxonomy places the organism in Eukaryota, Viridiplantae, Streptophyta, Magnoliopsida, Malpighiales, Salicaceae.